Molecule: messenger RNA, 609 nt
Organism: Myxocyprinus asiaticus (Chinese sucker)
Lineage: Eukaryota; Metazoa; Chordata; Actinopteri; Cypriniformes; Catostomidae
Product: high affinity immunoglobulin epsilon receptor subunit gamma-like
Exons: 5
Coding region: 102-377 (91 amino acids)
Biological process (GO): cell surface receptor signaling pathway
Cellular component (GO): Fc-epsilon receptor I complex
Molecular function (GO): IgE receptor activity
Source: RefSeq, a predicted model, not a curated record
CAGCCCACAGUUUCCUGUUAAAUGUUUUGUCACUCUUUUAUCACUCACUCUUCCUCUUUAAACAUCAGCUCGACUCUUCUGUUUGCCAUCUGAAAGGAAAGAUGUGGACGUCUGGAAUCUGUCUGAUUCUUUUACUCAACCCUGGAUGUGUUGCUGCACAAACAAGCAGCUGUGCGUGUUACAUUCUGGAUGGCAUUCUGAUUGUGUACUGCAUCGUGUUGACCGUCCUUUACUGCAGAUUAAGGAUGCAGCAGACUAAUGCAAAUAACAGCACUCACACAGAGAAACAAGAAGGUGGAAUCUAUGAGGAUUUACAGCAUACACAUCAAGACACCUACGACAUGCUUCAUGGAACAAAUAAGAAACCGUUGGCCUGAUCAUCUCUGAAACUCUGCAGCUCAUUCAAUAUUCCUGUGAAAUACAGCUCAAAGAUAACAGUAUACAUGUUGCUUUAAGGCAUUUCAGUAUAAUCUUGUUUUAUAAGUAAAUACACAAACAAGCAGAGCAUCGUAAACAAAAGCUUCUCUUUUGUAGCUGUAGCAUAGAUAGUCAAUGCAUAGAAUACUUCUGUAACUAAAGCUUUUACAAAUAAUAAAUAACUCAACACAG